AUGGCUGGAAAGUGGGAUGACGAAGAGGCUUCCGAUGCCUCCAGCUCCCCCGAUGAGACCACCAAGGCUGCCGCCGCCGCUGGCCGACGCAAGUUUGAUGAUGAGGAAGACGAUGACGAUGUUCUAGACUCCUGGGACGCAGCUGAGGACUCGGAGGUUGAGCGCGAGAAGGCAAAGAAGGCUGCCGAGGCCAAGGCCAAGGCUGACGCCGAAGCAAAGGCCAACAAGAAGUCCAAGACACAACGCCUGCAGGAGAAGAUCGCCGAGCGUCAAAAGCAAAAGGAGGACGACUCCGACUACGAGUCCGAGGAGGACGAAGCCACCAAGAGGGCUCGCCUUGCUCAAGCCCAGAAGGAGGCUGAUCUCAAACACGCCGAGGAUCUCUUUGGAGGCGAUGUCGGUGGUGUUCCUUCCUCGCGCAAGGCGGUCAUCAAGGGGUCCAGCGUGCCUGACCCCAAGGACCCCAACAACCUGAUCGACUUGUCCACGGUGGCUCUCUUCGACCCCAAGACCAAGGCGCAGUUCGAACAGCUCCGCGAGGUGAUGGGCCCCAUCAUCUCCAACAACGCCAAGAAGGCCCACUACACGCUGUUCCUCGUUGAAUUCGCGAAGCAGCUGGCCAAGGACCUGCCCAGUGACCAGAUCAAGAAGGUUGCCAGCGCCAUGACGACCCUCAGCAACGAGAAGCUCAAGGAGGAGAAGGCACAAGAGAAGGGCGGCAAGAAGUCCAAGGCGGCCAAGACCAAGACCACCCUAGCCAUGUCUCGCCCCACCACUACCGAUACCACUGCUUACGAUGACAAUGAGUUUGGUGAUGAUGACUUCAUGUGA
Messenger RNA from Diaporthe batatas, 831 nucleotides. RefSeq lists its product as uncharacterized. The transcript is spliced from 3 exons. NCBI's taxonomy places the organism in Eukaryota, Fungi, Ascomycota, Sordariomycetes, Diaporthales, Diaporthaceae. Gene Ontology annotation, cellular component: eukaryotic translation initiation factor 3 complex; cytoplasm. The record is from RefSeq and is a predicted model, not a curated record. Gene Ontology annotation, molecular function: translation initiation factor activity. Bases 1 to 831 code for a protein of 276 amino acids.